Molecule: messenger RNA, 1262 nt
Organism: Mizuhopecten yessoensis (Yesso scallop)
Lineage: Eukaryota; Metazoa; Mollusca; Bivalvia; Pectinida; Pectinidae
Product: G8 domain-containing protein DDB_G0286311-like
Exons: 3
Coding region: 57-437 (126 amino acids)
Source: RefSeq, a predicted model, not a curated record
UCUCUGUACUUUGUACCCACCUAGUUUAUAUGUAGUGUCAUCGCUUUGAGAUCAAAAUGGAGAAAGUCAUUCUUAUCAAUGUGUUUGUAACUGUAUGCCUAUUUUCGGAUUUAAACGCACGCCCGGCCAAGCCUAAUUGUCCGCCAGACAAACCGACAGUAUAUUGCUUUGUUAAUCCGUGCGACGAAUCUUCGUGUGCAGUUAAAGGAUCAUCCUGUCGGUCUAAUUCGUGUGGGGGCUGUCAUGCCAUUUGGUCCGACCCUAGUGGUACACAUCUUGACGACGUCCAGUGUACAACGACUCCAAACACAACUCCGACUACCACUCCGAAACCAUCUACGACCACACGAACGACUCCAACCACAACUCCGAAACCAUCUACGACCAUCGAAGAACUCCAAAACCAACUACGACUACCACUCUAUGAACAACUGUGACUACCACUCCAAACUCAACAUCGACCAACGAACGACUCCAAAAACAACUCCGACUGCCAAUCCAAACUACCACCACGACUACCAGUCCGAAAACAACUGUAACUAAGGCUCCAAAACCAACUACGUCAAGCACUAAAAAAACAACUGCGACUAUCAUUUCGAAACAACUCCAACCUACUUUUCCAAAAUACUUGCAACAUCAACCCCAACCGGAACUCACACGUUGCAAAUUUCCUCUGCGACAACUAUAAGUCAAACAAGUUCCGUUCUAGAUCCAGUUAUUGUAUACAACAGGGAUGCGACUUUUUCUGGAGAAGAUAUAGUUGUUGUGAUGCCAGUGCUUUCUUUAAGCAAAGCACAUGGGUUCGCGAUUGGCUUGAUCAGUUCAACUUUGACUGGAGCUUGUAUAUUCACAUAUUCCAUGUUUCACGAAAUAACAAUAUGACUCAUCCCCGUGUUGUUGGCGUAAAACUGACCUGUUUGUCAUUCAAUAAAAGUAAAAUAUCAUAUAACAAACUUCUAAAAUUCCCAUCAGAACAUCUACGCAGCAACGAAGAUGUCGUUGUUUGUCAGUGUUCUGGAUUGUCAAUAAAAUGGAAUUCAAUGUUAGAUGAUGUUGAAUGACUGCUCUCGUAUUUGAUAUGGAACCCAAAGAAGACAUUUUUAUUCAAACAUCAAACAACCAACACAGCAUAAUAAAAAGUAUACUUCCAACGAACCGAUAACGCGAAAAGUCAAAAGUAAUAGAAACGUUAUUCCGUCUUUGCGUAUUGCAGAGUUAUCUUCUCUUGGGAGCAGGUAUUGAUUGUUACGUAAAUACGCAAA